Molecule: messenger RNA, 1545 nt
Organism: Hydractinia symbiolongicarpus
Lineage: Eukaryota; Metazoa; Cnidaria; Hydrozoa; Anthoathecata; Hydractiniidae
Product: ras suppressor protein 1-like
Exons: 9
Coding region: 20-850 (276 amino acids)
Molecular function (GO): protein binding
Source: RefSeq, a predicted model, not a curated record
AUAUAAAUAAAGUACAAAAAUGGCUCAGAAAUCUGUGAAAAAAAUUAUGGAGGAAUCCAAAUCAAGAGGAUAUGAAGAAAUUGAUCUCCAAGACAAAAGCAUAACCAAUGUUGCUGAUAUUCCUCAUCUAUUGCAAAUGCGUAACCUCACUAUCUUGACUUUGAGUCAUAAUAGAAUUCAAAAGCUACCCGAUGCAAUAGCUAAUCUUAGUGGUUUAGAAAACUUGAAUUUGUUUAAUAAUGACCUGGAUAGUUUACCGACAACAAUGUGUAAUUUACCAAAGCUCAAGUUCCUCAAUUGUGGAAUUAACAAGCUGAAGGAAUUACCAAAAGGCUUUGGUGCUUGCCCAACAUUGGAAGUGUUGGAUUUAACAUAUAACAACUUGAAUGAUCAAUCGUUUCCAGGAAAUUUCUUCUACUUAGCACCGUUGAGAGCCCUCUACCUUGGUGAUAAUGAAUUUGAAGUUCUUCCACCUGAAAUCAAAAAUUUAGUAAAUCUACAAGUUCUUGUGGUACGGGAUAAUGAUCUAAUCUCCGUUCCCAGAGAACUCGGAGAACUAUCGAAACUGAAAGAACUUCACAUACAAAAUAACAGACUGCAAGUACUCCCUCCUGAGCUAGGAAACCUUGAUUUGAUUAGUUCGAAACAUUUAUUGCGAGUUGACAAGAAUCCUUGGAUACAGGAAAUUCAAGAUCAAAUCGUUCUUGGUGCAUCGCAUGUUCUCACCUAUUUAAGAUCGGAAGCGUACAGGAGACGAUACCAAGAACAUUUAGAUCAAAAACGACCACCUCCUCCCAAGAAAGAGCGCGAAAAAACCUUAAAGCGUAAGAAGGACGAGAAGAAAAAGUAGUGAAAAGAAGAAUACCUCUUUAAAUGGGAGAAAACUUUAAUAAAUAUAUCAAUAUAAGCACUUUUUUAAAAAAAAACACUUUGUGUAAUUUUGUAUAUUAUAUAUUGGUUUUUUAAAGGACUGGUUAUAAGGGCCGGUUUAUGAGGCAAGCUUUUUUGUAAAAAGACUUGUGCAUUAAGUGGACCUUGCAGUGGCAAAUUUUAUUUGUGUAUAGUAUACAUUGUCGUUAAAGCCUGUUCAAACUUUACGGAGCUCGAAGUGAUUUCAGUCUGGAGUUAAAAAUGGGAUGUUUUUUUCCUUAGUUUUUCCUUCUUCAUGUAAACAGUCUGCCUUGGGAACGAUGCUUGAAAAUUCUAAUUCUAAUUUGAAAAAAAUUAACUUGAAUUAUGUUUAUUUAGGUUUUUACUGUUUUACUUCUACAGUGCGAAUAAUGCCAUACCAAGUGCGUCCACUUUUAGGGCAUAAACCUAAGUAGAAAUAAUCAACCUUGAAACAUUGUUCGAGUCUCAAUAAGGUGUGCCGAAGAUAAAAAAAAAUGCAGUAUGCAGACUUCUGAACUGAGCUUUGUCCUAUCUCGUGUUAUGCUGUUGUUAUGAUGUUGAUUGGAAGUGCUCUUUCUAAUUUUUUAUAUAAUCUUGAUUAUUUAUACUCUGUACUAAAUUUAAUUUGCCGAAUAAAUCUUGUUACAUUGUGAA